Molecule: messenger RNA, 2868 nt
Organism: Fukomys damarensis (Damara mole-rat)
Lineage: Eukaryota; Metazoa; Chordata; Mammalia; Rodentia; Bathyergidae
Gene: Map4k1
Product: mitogen-activated protein kinase kinase kinase kinase 1
Exons: 32
Coding region: 114-2768 (884 amino acids)
Biological process (GO): protein phosphorylation
Molecular function (GO): ATP binding; MAP kinase kinase kinase kinase activity
Source: RefSeq, a predicted model, not a curated record
AGCCCGCAGAAGCAAGGCGGGCUCAGGGCUUGUGGGGAGGGUAGGAGGUGCCAAAGCUCCAGACCUGAGGCCCUGCUGGCCCCUGGGCCCAGGCCCAGCUCCUGCCUCCAGGGAUGGACCUCAUGGAUCCUGACAUCUUUAACAGGGACCCUCGGGACCACUAUGACCUGUUGCAACGGCUGGGUGGCGGCACCUAUGGGGAAGUCUUCAAGGCACGAGACAAGGUGUCCGGGGACGUGGUGGCACUGAAGAUGGUGAAGAUGGAGCCUGACGAUGAUGUCUCCACCCUUCAGAAGGAAAUCCUCAUUUUGAAAACUUGCCGGCAUGCCAACAUCGUGGCCUACCACGGCAGCUACCUCUGGUUGCAGAAGCUCUGGAUCUGCAUGGAAUUCUGUGGGGCUGGUUCUCUCCAGGACAUCUACCAAGUGACCGGCUCCCUGUCCGAGCUGCAGAUUAGCUACGUCUGCCGGGAAGUGCUCCAGGGACUGGCCUACCUGCACUCCCAGAAGAGGAUUCACCGGGACAUCAAGGGAGCCAACAUCCUUAUCAAUGACUCUGGGGAGGUCAAGCUGGCUGACUUCGGUAUCUCGGCUCAGAUUGGGGCGACGCUGGCUCGACGCCUCUCCUUCAUUGGGACCCCCUACUGGAUGGCUCCAGAAGUGGCUGCAGUGGCCCUAAAGGGGGGAUAUAAUGAGCUGUGCGACAUCUGGUCCCUGGGCAUCACCGCCAUCGAGCUAGCCGAGUUACAGCCGCCACUCUUUGAUGUGCACCCUCUCAGAGUUCUUUUCCUCAUGACUAAGAGUGGCUACCAGCCUCCCCGGCUGAAGGAAAAGAGCAAAUGGUCAGCUGCCUUCCACAACUUUGUCAAAGUCACCCUCACUAAGAGCCCCAAGAAACGACCUGGUGCCACCAAGAUGCUCAGUCAUCAGCUGGUGUCCCAGCCUGGGCUGAACAGAGGCCUGAUCCUGGAUCUUCUUGACAAACUGAGGAACCCUGGGAAGGGGCCCCCUGUUGGUGAGAGUGAAGAUGACGAGCCUGAGCCACCCCCUGCCAUCCCUCGGCGGAUCAGAUCCACCCACCGGGCCAGCUCUCUGGGGACUCCAGAUGCAGACUGCUGUCGGCGGCACAUGGAGUUCCAGAGGCUCCAAGGAGUAGAGCCCAGACCCCCGGCUGACGUGGCACGUUUCCAGCCCCCUGGAGAUCUCAGGAGCAGCAGUCCCAGGAGCCACCUGUCAGAGUCGGAUGACGACUACGAUGACGUGGACAUCCCUGCCCCUGCAGAGGACACACCUCCCCCACUGCCCCCCAAGCCCAAGUUCCGGUCUCCCUCAGAUGACGGUGCUGGGGGGCUGGGGGACGAAGGGCAGCUGAGCCCCGGGGUGUUGGUCCGGUGUGCCAGCGGGCCUCCCCCACGGACCCCUUGUCCCGGGCCUCCUCCAGUCACCCGCAGCCCCCAUCUCACCGCGCACUCAGAGCCCUCCCUCUGGAACCCAGCUUCCCGGGAGCCUGACCAGCCCCCACUGCUGCCCCCUAAGAAAGAAAAGAUGAAGCGGAAGGGAUGCACCCUUCUCGUGAAGCUGUUCAAUGGCUGUCCCCUCCGGAUCCACAGCACAGCUGCCUGGACACACCCCUCUACCAAGGACCAGCACCUGCUCCUCGGGGCAGAGGAGGGCAUUUUCAUCCUGAACCGGAAUGAUCAGGAGACCACACUGGAGAUGCUCUUUCCUAGUCGGACAACCUGGGUGUACUCCAUCAACAACGUCCUCAUGUCUCUGUCAGGAAAGACCCCCCACCUGUAUUCUCAUAGCAUCCUCGGCCUACUGGAACGGAAGGAGACCAGAAUGGGAAGCCCCAUGGCUCACAUUAGCCCCCACCGGCUACUGGCAAGGAAGAACAUGGUCUCCACCAAGAUCCAGGACACCAAGGGCUGCCGGGCGUGCUGCGUGGCGGAGAGUGCGAGCUCCGGGGGCCCUUUCCUAUGCGGGGCAUUGGAGACGUCAGUGGUUCUCCUCCAGUGGUACCAGCCCAUGAACAAGUUCCUGCUUGUCCGGGUAAGGGUUUUAGGGCAGGGUGUCCUGGGGACUCUGGGGCACGCAGUGGCUUGGGCCUUCCACACUUUGCUCUGGCCUGGAGAGCACCACGAAGCCCCACCUCCCCCGAGGCCUUGCCCCGGAGGCCCCGCCCCCGCUGGCCCCGCCCCCCGCGGGUGGCUCUCCCCAGACCGAGCCACACCCCCCGAGGCCGCACCCCUUAUUUGCCAAGGUGGCUCGACCUCCGAGGCCUCUGACUCCCCUGAGACGAGCUCAGAGCUGCCGGCCGUGUGCAUCGGCGUGAGCCCCGGGCGGCCAGCGAAGUCGCUGCUUUUCCACACCGUGCGCUUCGGCGCGCUGUCCUGCUGGCUGGGCGAGAUGAGCACGGAGCACAAGGGAGCAGUGCAGGUGACCCAGGUAAAGGAUGACAUGGUGAUGGUGUUGAUGGAUGGCUCUCUGAAACUGGUGACCCCAGAAGGUGCCCCAGUCCCGGGCCUUCGCACCCCGGAGAUCCCCAUGACAGAGGCGGUGGAGGCCGUGGCUAUGGUCGGGGGUCGGCUUCAGGGCUUCUGGAAGCAUGGAGUGCAGGUGUGGGCUCCAGGAUCGGACAGGCUACUGCAGGAGCUGAGAGACCCCACCCUCACAUUCCGUCUGCUUGGCUGUCCCAGGCCUGUAGUGGUGGAGACACGACCAGCAGAUGAUCCUACUGCACCCAGCAACCUCUAUAUUCAGGAAUGAGUCCUCAGGGGCGUGUCAGGACCAGACCCUGCACCCUAUCUCCAACAGACACACUAGUGGCCAUGUCACGUCCCAGUCUUCCAAUAAACAUGAUGUUAGC